Molecule: messenger RNA, 2109 nt
Organism: Erigeron canadensis
Lineage: Eukaryota; Viridiplantae; Streptophyta; Magnoliopsida; Asterales; Asteraceae
Product: protein CHUP1, chloroplastic-like
Exons: 6
Coding region: 101-1960 (619 amino acids)
Biological process (GO): chloroplast organization
Cellular component (GO): chloroplast outer membrane
Source: RefSeq, a predicted model, not a curated record
GACUUCUGUGGAGAAACUUUAUUCCUAUUUAUCAACACAACAAAUGUUACAUAUACAUAUAUCUAAUUAGAUAUAGAUAUAUAUUAAUUUUCAUAAUAUAAUGGUGACCGGAAAAAUUAAAGGUAUACAAAAAUCACCGAUAAAUCAAUCUCCAUCUGCUUCAAAUAAUAAUAGUAAUGGGAAUGGAAAAGUGCCACAAAAAGGAGCAAUGUUUUCACGGUCAUUUGGUGUGUAUUUUCCAAGAUCAUCAGCACAAGUCCAACCAAAACCCCCGGAUGUCACGGAGCUAUUACAUUUAGUAGAACAAUUACGAGAGAGAGAAUCGCGGUUAAGAACCGAACUCCUUGAGCAGAAACUGCUCAAGGAGUCCGUCGCGAUUCUCCCUGUUCUCGAAAACGAGAUCUCCAAAAAAGAUUCGGAGAUUUCGCGUUCGUGUAAAAAAAUCGAGUGUUUAGAAGCGGAAAAUGAAAGAUUAAGACAAGAAGUUGAAAUGUUGCAUUUGAAAUUAACCGAACAGAGAAAUGAGUUUGAGAAAAGAAUUCAAUUAUUACAAGCUUCUGAGAAUAGUGUGUCGAAUAGGUUUCAGUUUCAACAGUUGAUGGAUAUUUCGGGGAAGUCAAAUAUGAUUAAAAGUUUGAAACGCGGACAUACUUUCGCGAAUGUCGCGAAAAAUAUGAACCAGACGACAUAUGAUAAUAAUAGUAUGUGUUACACGGAAUCAAACUCGAAAGAAUCGAUACUUGUCGAAAUCGACAAUUUACCGAGGCUUUCGAGAUGUGAUUCUUUAGAUAAUUUGGUAACGGAUUCUGUUAUCAGGUCGAGGGUUCCGCGUGUUCCGAAACCGCCGCCGAGGCCGUCCACGUCAUCAUCGGUGUCGUCGUCGUUUUCGUUAUCGUCAUCGUGUUCAUCGAAUGGUUCAUUGAGUAGUUCGGCGGAGAGGGUAAUGGCGGAGCAGCAGCAGCCACCAGCUCCACCGCCGCCGCCACCGAGUCAAACGGCGACGGCGAUCAAAAUGGGACCUCCGCCACCGCCUCCUCCGCCGAGACUGACGGCGGCGCCACCGCCGCCGCCACCACCGCCGGCGAAAGGGUUAAAGCCGUUUCCGGCGAAGGUGAGAAGAGUGCCUGAAGUGGUGGAGUUUUAUCAUUCGUUAAUGCGGAGAGAGUCACGGAGGGAAUGUGGUGGAUCUACGGCGGCGGAUGUGUUGUCGUCGACGGCGAAUACACGGGAUAUGAUCGGAGAAAUAGAGAACCGGUCUACACAUUUGCUAGCUAUAAAGACAGAUGUGGAAACACAAGGUGAUUUCAUAAGAUUUUUGAUAAAAGAAGUUGAGAAUGCAUCAUUUACAGACAUUGAAGAUGUUGUGCCUUUUGUUAAAUGGCUUGAUGAUGAACUCUCUUACCUGGUUGACGAGAGAGCAGUUCUUAAACACUUUGAAUGGCCAGAGCAUAAAGCCGAUGCGUUAAGGGAAGCUGCAUUUGGGUAUUCUGACCUAAAAAAGCUUGAAUCCGAGGUUUCAUCAUUUUGUGAUGAUCCUCGCCAACCUUGUGCACCCGCUCUAAAAAAAAUGCAAGGAUUGUUUGAAAAAUUAGAGCAUGGAGUGUAUAAUUUAUCACGAAUGAGAGAAUCGGCUUCAACACGUUACAAAGUGUUUCAAAUUCCAAUGGAUUGGAUGCAAGAAGCAGGAUUUGUAGCUCAGAUCAAGCUUGCAUCGGUCAAAUUGGCAAUGAAGUACAUGAGACGAGUAUCUGCGGAGCUUGAAACAGUUGGUGGUCCAGAAGAAGAAGAGUUGAUAGUUCAAGGUGUACGAUUUGCAUUUCGCGUACAUCAGUUCGCUGGGGGAUUUGAUGUUGAAACGAUGAGGGCGUUCCAAGAGCUGCGUGAUAAAGUAAAAACGUGCCACGAGCAGUGCCAAAGCCAACAACAGCAGAAAUCGUUGUGUAGGUCGACUGCUUGUUAAAUAUUCUUUAUCUGUAGCAAACUCAGCUUCAGCAUUUGUUACCGAUUGGACUUUUUGCUGUAAAGAAGAGACUCGUCCGUGUGAAUACAAUGACAUUGUAUUUUCAUUUCCGCAUUCAUAUUAUUCAUGUUUCAGUCACAUAACUAUAA